Pistacia vera is the source of this 1847-nucleotide messenger RNA. RefSeq names its product ethylene-responsive transcription factor CRF4-like. The transcript has a single exon. NCBI's taxonomy places the organism in Eukaryota, Viridiplantae, Streptophyta, Magnoliopsida, Sapindales, Anacardiaceae. Bases 451 to 1560 code for a protein of 369 amino acids. The record is from RefSeq and is a predicted model, not a curated record. Gene Ontology annotation, molecular function: DNA-binding transcription factor activity; DNA binding. Gene Ontology annotation, biological process: regulation of DNA-templated transcription.
UUAGAGGGGGUUAAAGGACUCAUUUUCCCUGGUUUGAUCAGGAAAUCUAAGAAAGUGUGUUUAUUUGGAAACUUCUUAAUUCUUAGUUGUAUACAGGAAAGUUCUGUACAAGCAGGGUUAAGCACUAGCCUUUUUUCGCUUGUUUCAGUCCUCUUUAUAACUCUGUUUGUGGGUUUGUUUUUUUUUACAGUCACAGAGAGACUCAGAGGGCUCUCUUUUUCAGUCUGAAAUCUUGCCGGGGUUUUAACCUUCUAAGAUUUGUCACUGUUUUCUGUACUCUUUUUCUUUCCGUUUUGCCCUUUUGAUGUCUUUUCUGUCAGAUUAUUUAUCAGAUAAGGUUUCAACUUCUCUUUGACGAUUCGUGGCCUUCUUGCCUUUUCUUUUCUUUCUUCUGUUCUUUUUUCUUUAGAUGCGAAUAGUGAGAAUCUGAGAGAAAAUUUUCAGAACACGAUGAUGGACCAAAGUACUAUGAGUUUUCUUUGUCCCAUCAAAUGCACUGAACACCGAAACGUUACCAGAAAGUACACCAAACCAGCCUCUUCAAAACCCAAUAAAAAACUUUCCGAUGAUCGGAAUCUCCCGGAAACCAACCCCGUUACAGUAGUCUCCAGAGUUGUACGGAUAUCUAUGACCGACCACGAUGCCACAGACUCUUCAAGUGAUGAAGAAGGAGAGUUGUUUGGCCGCCAGCGGGUGAAACGCUAUGUGAAUGAGAUCAACAUCGAACCGAGUUGCAGUAAGCCCAGUAACGUUCCUGCCAUUGCAACUAAUCGGAAAAGAGCAGCUGAUGUCGCUACUUGCCGGAGACCUCUAAAACAAAUGUCUUCAACAAAUAAUGGAAAGAAGUUUCGCGGUGUACGGCAACGGCCUUGGGGAAAAUGGGCGGCUGAGAUUCGAGAUCCUGCACGACGUGUACGUUUAUGGUUGGGUACUUACGAUACAGCUGAAGAAGCUGCAAGGGUUUAUGAUAAUGCAGCCAUCAAGCUUCGAGGUCCAGACGCUUUAACAAAUUUCUCUACACCGCCAGUUCAAGAACCAGAAGAAGAAGAACGACAAGAACAAGAAGAAGAAAAGCCCGAAGUUAAUGUUUCGUCUACAGUUUCGGGUUACGAAUCGGGUGAUGAGUCUCAAAGUCACAACCUUUCUUCUCCAACUUCUGUUCUCAAUUUCAGAACUCAUUCUUCUUCUGAAGAAACUGAACCAGAAAAAGAAAAACUCGUAAAACUGGUUAUUGAAGAAGAAACAGCGAUGGUAGAGUUUCAAGGUGAAACAACGACGAAUUUGUGUAAUGAAUCAGCCGAUUUCUUACCGCUUGAUUUGCCUUUCCCGCUCGACGAGUUUUUCAGCAAUAUUCCAACUCCAGAACUGUCGUUUUUUGAAGACAACAGCGCCCCGAUUUUUCAAGACUGUAUGUUCAGUGACGAUUCGAAUGACAUGUUUCUCCAAACAUUGCCUCAAGAUUUUGCUUCAGCUUCUCCGUCUUCUCCAUGUCAAGUGGACGACUAUUUCCAAGACAUCGGCGAUUUGUUCUUUUCAGACCCUCCUCUUGUGGGACUAUGAAUGAGAGUAAAACAAUGAGUGAGUCAGUGACUGUGAGUGAGUGAUUGUCACCGCGUUUUGCUUGCCGGUCUUCCGGCAGAUUUUGUACCGGCGGUGCCUAAAGAACGACUAGUUUUGUUAUAGUACUUAGUUUUUUUUUUUUAAUUAUUUAUUUGUUUACUAAAUAUCUCCGUUAAAUAUAACGGAGUUUAGGCUCUUAAGAGUUGAGUGGAGUUUUGCUAUAACAUGUGUCAUCAUAAUAACAAUAAUUAGGCUUGUUAAAAUUGUAACAUUUCGGUGAGAAUUAA